GAAAGUUCAUUCAGCCUCAGGAUUCGCUUUGGAGGAUCGUGGUCAGGCCUGUCCUGCGCCGCAGCAUCAUUGCCGACCACUUUACAUAAGAAUGAACUGUGAAUCGCAUCGAGGUAUCGUGGUACCAUUCUACUGCAACACACGACAUUCAAACAUAUCCAAAUUGUUUCGUGACUACGACAUCUUUCACCUUCAAAGACCAACAACAACAUACGAUGUCCGACGCAGCAAGCCUCUCACAGUGCUCCACCAAAGUUGGCAGCGAGAAACCGGCCUCGAUCGCACCCAGCACUGCAAAGCCAUCAGAGCCUAAAGAGAGCAGGAAUCCUUUCUCAAGACUCAAGAAGAAGGAAGAGCCGCUUCCACAAUGGAAGAUCGAUCAGCAGAAGAGAUUCAAGGACUGGGAAAAAGCUCGAAAUAAACAGACGAGCUCUGUCGGUGCCUAGACAGACUUUUACAAGCCCAGUAAACAGAACAAGGCAUUUUGGAUUUGGUGGCUCUAGCCGAAUGUUCAUUCGGUGCUUCUGCAUACUAGGUCACGGAGACCGCUUCUCAUAUAUCUAGAGAUACCCAAAUACGCAUUCAUGAUUUAAUGACCUCAAAAUCUGUCCAGCUUUUCUUUGAUCGAUUCCUAUCCAGCAAACUCAAUCUCUCCACAAUUACUGUUUGACACAACGAAGCCAACAGUCGCGCUACCACUCCCCUUCGCGAACGUCCCGACCUCU
Cercospora beticola is the source of this 725-nucleotide messenger RNA. RefSeq lists its product as uncharacterized. NCBI's taxonomy places the organism in Eukaryota, Fungi, Ascomycota, Dothideomycetes, Mycosphaerellales, Mycosphaerellaceae. The record is from RefSeq and is a predicted model, not a curated record.